CGAGGCGCUGGUCGAAUGGCGACACUGGCUGGAGGGGGCCAAGCAUCCGUUCCUGGUCCUGACCGACCAUCGCAACCUCAUUCACAUCCGAUCCGCUAAAAGACUGAAUGACAGGCAAGCUCGCUGGGCACAAUUUUUCUGUCGAUUCGAUUACACUCUCACCUACAGACCUGGUUCACGCAAUGGCAAGGCGGACGCUCUUUCUCGAAUAUUCUCAGAGGAACCUACCGUUAAGUCUACUUCCGAGACCAUCCUUCCCCCUAACCGCAUCAUCGGGAUGGUAACUUGGGAGAUCGAGGGCCUGGUCAAGACGGCCUUACGUUCUGACACUGGUCCCGGAAACGGACCCCCUAAUAGGCUGUUCGUCCCAGAACCUUUAAGGGCCAAGGUACUUGAUUGGGCUCAUUCUAGUGUGUUUACCUGUCAUCCCGGAGUCCAUAGGUCACUAAGCUUUAUCCGACGCCGUUUUUGGUGGCCUACCAUGGAGGCGGAUACCCGGGAGUUUGUCGCCGCCUGCAGCGUCUGCGCCCGGAACAAGGCAAGCCACAGCCCUCCUGCCGGCCUCUUACACCCUCUUCCCAUCCCCAAUCGACCUUGGUCCCACAUUGCUGUUGAUUUCAUCACGGGACUUCCCACUUCUAGAGCUUCCAUCCUCUGCUGAAACCACAGACCUGCUGGUCCAGCAUGUGGUCAGGAUCCACGGGAUCCCCUCCGACAUUGUCUCUGAUCGUGGCCCUCAAUUCAUUUCUCGGGUCUGGCAGGAUUUUUGCAAGGGCAUUGGGGCCACGGUCAGUCUGACUUCCGGCUACCACCCCCAAAGCAAUGGUCAAGCAGAGAGGGCCAACCAGGGGGUGGAGACCAUGCUGCGCUGUAUGGCUGCGCAACAGCCUAACUCCUGGAGAGAUCGAGGUGGCAACUCCUUCCACCCAGGCACACCUGAGACGAUGCCGCAGAGUGUGGAGGUCCGCCCGUGCUUCCCUAUUGAAGGCGUCUGUUAGGAUGUGUCGCAAUGCCAACCGGCGGCGCAUCCCGGCUCCCGACUACCAGCCCGGACAGCAGGUCCUGCUUCGGGCCAAGGACCUCCACCUCCCGAUUCCCUCCCAGAAACUUGCACCACGUUUUGUUGGACCUUAUACGGUCAAAUCGAAGAUCAACCCUGCUGCUGUACAAUUGGAUCUUCCACAUUCCAUGAGAUCUCAUCCUGUCUUUCAUGUCUCCCAGGUCAAACCUGUUGUUAACAGUCCCCUGUCCGCCCCCACCCCCGCUCCUCCCCCUCCUAGAGUCCUCGAGGAUGGGGACCAAGUCUGGACCGUCAAGGAGAUCCUCAAGGUUCGGCGACAGGGGAGGGGUUGGGUCUACCUUGUGGACUGGGAGGGCUAUGGCCCUGAAGAUAGGUCCUGGGUACCGGCCUCUUACAUCGCCGACCCCUCCCUUAUCAAGGACUUUUACAGAGCUCACCCCGAGGCCCCCCGAAGCUCGCCGGGAGUCUCGCGUAAGAGGGGGGGUGCUGUUACGGGUCACACUCCUGCUUCCUCUCUUCCUGCUAUGUCUCCUCCUGCUGGGCGUCCGGACAAGCACACCACGGGCCACUCCCACGUGUGCUCUCUCUCCGCUGCGGGCGUGCCUCCUCGCACCUGCAAACACUCACCAAACUACACACCUGCCUGUGAUGAGCGAGCUGCCUUCAAGAGCAGACGCAGCCUGAGAUCCGACGCGAGAACGUAGCUUCACGUACCCAGUACAGUAAGCCCACACGUAUCU
This is a messenger RNA of Nerophis ophidion (straightnose pipefish), 1761 nucleotides long. RefSeq lists its product as uncharacterized. The record is from RefSeq and is a predicted model, not a curated record. Bases 823 to 1725 code for a protein of 300 amino acids. Lineage: Eukaryota; Metazoa; Chordata; Actinopteri; Syngnathiformes; Syngnathidae. The transcript has 3 exons.